GUUUGUUUCAUAUGUUCAACGAUUUAAACUUCCACUUCAACUCCCGUUUCUUCCCUCACAUACCAUAAUCAACUUUCUUAAACUGCCGACUCAACUCGCUCUUCAUUAAUGUCCAAAAUGACGAUGCUGACCAUAUCCAGUUUACAGCGCAUCACGGCGUCUAAGCUAGCAGAGAUGCUGCUCGCCAGCGCUCACCAGCCAUCUUCUGACGCACCGGUAGCUAUCGUAGACGUGCGAGACGACGAUCACAUAGGUGGCCACAUCAAGUCGUCGCUACACUUUCCUAGCGUAAGCCUUGACGCCACCAUGCCCACGCUACUGCGCAAACUUGCCGACAAGGAAGUCGUCGUUUUCCACUGCGCCCUGAGCCAACAGCGCGGGCCUAGCGCGGCGCUCAGAUACCUCAGGGAAAAAGAGGCUGCCGCCGCUUCCGCGAAAAAACAAGCGGAGAAGGAGGCCGAAGGUGAGGGCAAGGCGACCAAACAACAACAGGUCUACGUCUUAGAUAAGGGCUUCGUCGGCUGGCAAGAGAUAUACGGGCCUGACGAAAGACUUACGGAAGGGUACAGGAAGGAGCUGUGGGAAUCCGGGUAUUAGAUCGGGACCGACUUCGACAAGGAUAUUAUCGCUGCCUCACUCGAGGGGAAUCGUGUGCACGUAGGGUGGAUGCGAUGGAAUACAUCUAGCAGACUGAUCCUUCGCUACGCGGGGACUAUUGGUGUAAAACCAUGAAGCUCAUUAGAUGGAAUGGUUACAUAGAAUUUUGACGUUAACUGUAGGGCUGUUCUUGGCUUGACAAAAUAUAGAGCUUUCAAGACUUAGACUUCGAUAAGCCCACUAGGCCUGCAUAAAUAUAAAUUCUAGCUAGAUUCUACUUCUGUUUGAUAAGAUGAGGUACAUAGAUUAUCGAUAUUGAUCUCAAACUGGA
Molecule: messenger RNA, 928 nt
Organism: Annulohypoxylon truncatum
Lineage: Eukaryota; Fungi; Ascomycota; Sordariomycetes; Xylariales; Hypoxylaceae
Product: Rhodanese-like protein
Exons: 3
Coding region: 109-597 (162 amino acids)
Cellular component (GO): nucleus; cytoplasm
Molecular function (GO): protein tyrosine phosphatase activity
Source: RefSeq, a predicted model, not a curated record